This is a messenger RNA of Rotaria sp. Silwood2, 820 nucleotides long. The record is from the annotation of a GenBank genome assembly. Lineage: Eukaryota; Metazoa; Rotifera; Eurotatoria; Philodinida; Philodinidae.
AGCGUAUGUAUGCUUAAUUCUCGCGUCUAUUACUGAUUUUUUUUUCCAGUAUUGGUCUGAUAGACUAUACAUCGAAAUCAUCAAAAGAAAAAGAUAAUUUUCGUUUGGUUUUAUUUAUAGUAGUAGCGAGAAGAAUUAUGAAAGAAAAUAUUUCAAAGCUAUAUAGUAAAUAUUCAUUCGUCACUUUUUUUUCAUAAAGCAUUUAUUUUCAGCUAGAACUUUCAGGUUGAAUGUGGUUGUGACUAUGUAUACGAGGAGAAUACGAACAUUCACAUCCACCUCCAAAUAGUCUUAGUCUGAAAAAUUGAUGAAAUGAUUGCGUUGUAUCUUGUGAUAUAUAUUAUUUUGAAACAAAACAUACUGAAUAGUGCUAUAAGAUGAAAAACAAAAACUGACCAUUUAUUGUGAUCUUUUCGUUGUAUCACUUUAAUUGGUAUUACUUUAUUUUUUUUUUGUAUCUCCAUUAUCAUUCUCAAGACAUGAAAACAGCCAUGUGAUAAGAAUGUAAUUCACUUUUUCGACUUAUGAAUCGAUCUAUAUAUAAACAUAAGGAUUAAAAGACAUCUGUUUCGACUCUAUAUAUUUAUCAUAUUUUUAAUAGGCAUUGCUUUCCACUGUAAUUGUAAUAUUUUUCUUGUGCAGUUUGCUCGUUAUUGUUGUCUCCUUUAAUAAUAUCGUUUAUGCAUGUGAUAAAAAUUCAAAUCAAGAUGCUUUAGUUGUUGCUGUUGGAUCAUUUCUUUCAGCAAGCAAUGAACAAGGUAUCAAUUGGUCACCUUCAGAAAUCAAAGGUCAAAUGACAUUUAAUACAGUACCAUGUUGA